GACAAGACUCGAGUCGGCACCAUCUCGGAGAGUAGUGGUGCUCUCUCGACAGUUUUAGGCUUUCGAGGCUUUCGAGGCUUGGAGGCUUGGAGGCUUCCAGCAGCGAUUGGUCGAAGAGGCGCGGGCGCAAUUGCGCGGGUUGUUUUCUUGACCGAGGGCCGUGGUCGGAUUUGGGUGGCAGGGCCGAGGGCCGAGGUCUCGCUUUCUAGGUCUGCUCGCUCGCCGCUCUCGGUUCCCCACCGCCUGCGCGCUUUUCGCUCCCCAGGAAGGAGGACGGUGCAGGAUCAGGCCAGGCCGAGAGUUCUUCGGUAGGUUUUGCAGUAUUCGGAGGUAGGGUACAAGAGUGGACAGGGCCGAGCGAGCGGAGCGGUGAACGAGGCUUGACAUGUGGAAGGAAGAACAUCGGAGCGGUGGCGGCGUGCUGGAAUAGAACAUAGGAGCGGCGGAAACGAAAGCGUCGGGAGGGAGCGAAGGACUUAAGAAGGAAGGAAGGAAGAGAGAAGAAGGAAGAGACUCGAGAAGCGCUGGUGGUGCCUUAGCGCUGGAGAGUACGAGAGACGGCGAGAAUGCAGUCGUCGGUGCAAGGAGGGUGUGGGGAGAAGAGGUUGGGGAAUAUCAGAAAGAGGCGGAAACCGCAGAGAAGGACGAUGCUCACGCACGGCCCGUUCUCAUUUCUCGACACGACGGCGGGCAUGGCCAUGUCUGAGGGUUGCGCCCGCGAAGCAACCGGGCAGAUGUUUUGGGGAGAAAGGGGGCCGCCUGAGUUGAGGGGCGUCGAAGAAGAAGAGGAGGAGAUGGAGAGUUUCGAUCAGAGCCCGGCUUCAACCUCUCAAAAGGAGGCGAUGUCUCCUUCCAUGUGGAGCACUCUGCCGGACCAUCUUCUCGACAGCAUCCUCGCCCGCCUCCCCAUCCAGUCCUUCUUCCGUUUCCGGUUGGUUUGCAAAAACUGGAAUACGCAUAUGUUUUCGCGGAGCUUUUUGGAGGCCUACGCCGACACCCCUUCUCAGGGGCCGUGGUUUUUCUUCUUCACCCACGAUGAGAGGAACCAUGUGUCCACUUACGACUCCUCGCUGAACAAGUGGCACAGAAUCCCCCUCUCUCCUCCGCACAGCAACACCAAUUCAUUCUCGGCCUCCGACGGAGGCCUCGUUUGCUACUUCUCGUACGAGAACGGAUCGAAGAGCGUGGUCGUUUGCAAUCCUCUGACCAAGUCUUGCCGCAGAUUGCCGCCUCUGCUCAAGGUUCCGUCCAAGGUCACCAUGUUAGCCAUGGUGGUGGACCGCGUCACCAAGUCUUACAAAGUAGUGGUGGCCGGGGGCUCCAAAUACGAACACGGGAUGAGGAUGAACAACACGGCAGAGGUGUAUGACUCUCAGACGCAGUGUUGGACCACCACAGGAAACAUCCCGGCCACGCACACGCUGAAGGGCAAGCCUGUGUACUCCAAUGGAACUCUCUAUGCGCGCAGCCACGGGCAGCGGAACAUCCUGUUAGCCUACGACAUGGACCAGGGCAUGUGGAGCGAUUUACAAGUGCCCCUACCGUCCACUGUGAGGCACGGAGAGCUUCUGGAAUGGCAAGGGCGAAUCAUGAUGGUGGGCGAACUGGAGGAGGACCACAAGAUCCAGAGCAUCUGCAUAUGGGAGCUCCAAAAUGGGAGCUUGAAAUGGAAGGAGGUCGACCGACUGCCUGCGAAGCUCUUCGAGGGUUUCUUCGGAGAUAAGGACUACUUCCAAUGCAACGAGCGAGACGACGUCAUACUGGAUUGGUGUCAGGCCGGUCGUUUCGUCUUGCUGUUUACUUACAACCUCUACGACGUGAGAGGUCGCUGCAAGCUGCUGGUGUACGACCUCUCCAAGAAGUCGUGGCAAAAGCUGCAGAGUUUUUCCAGGACGGAUGUUUGUGGAACGGGGCGCAUCAUUAGAGGCAUCUUCCACGAACCUAGGUUGGAUGCAAUAGCGUAGGUGGCGAUGAUGAUGAUGAUCAUACAAGUAUCCAAGAAUGCACGCCCGAUGUGCAAGGGAUGUGACCAUAGGAUGUAGUCGAAUUUUGUAACGAGCAGGAAGAUUAUGUCCUCUGGCCAGCCUUUUCUGGAAACUUAUUGUAGAUGUGUUUGACUGCUGCGCGCUGCACUUUUUGUGGAUCAUCUGGUCAUGCGUAAUGCCGGCAGUUUUUUGAUCGCAAAAAGUUAUGCGAGCAACUGGUAACCUGGAAGCUCACUUUAGUAGUGAGUUUCCAAGAAUUAGUUCGGGUGACAACCUCUGCUCAUCUAAUGAGAGAGUACGGGUCCUUUAAGGACCCGAGUCACCCGCUUACUGCUCUGGAAGGUGGAAUCACGGGCACUCGACCCUUUUCAUCUUGAAGUUUGGAGUUUGUUUAAAUAUUCCAGCAGAGGAGAAGUAGUGCGGGUUGUUUGAGUCAGCUUCUUCACAGCGAGGAUUGACUAGCAGUGCCUCUGGUUCUAGAGAACAGUAUCAGAACUCUUGACGCCUUCAACUUUUUGUCCCUUGGCUACAGCUGUACAUAGCAGUGUCUUUUGGUAGAGAAGGUCGCAAGUGUCUCGGAUUAUCCCAUGCAUAUAUACUAAGAGUACAGAAAUAAAUUGUGAAUUUUAUGCACUUUCCAGAUGGUUGUGAGGUCUAAUGGCCGAGACUCUGUGCAAUACAACCUAUAUGUGACUGUUGCCGUGG
This is a messenger RNA of Marchantia polymorpha subsp. ruderalis, 2690 nucleotides long. The record is from the annotation of a GenBank genome assembly. Lineage: Eukaryota; Viridiplantae; Streptophyta; Marchantiopsida; Marchantiales; Marchantiaceae.